Pelobates fuscus (common spadefoot toad) is the source of this 1780-nucleotide messenger RNA. It is a transcript of the gene ZBTB34, whose product is annotated as zinc finger and BTB domain containing 34. The transcript has 2 exons. Gene Ontology annotation, molecular function: DNA-binding transcription factor activity, RNA polymerase II-specific; RNA polymerase II cis-regulatory region sequence-specific DNA binding; protein binding. The record is from RefSeq and is a predicted model, not a curated record. Bases 130 to 1608 code for a protein of 492 amino acids. Gene Ontology annotation, biological process: regulation of transcription by RNA polymerase II. Lineage: Eukaryota; Metazoa; Chordata; Amphibia; Anura; Pelobatidae.
GGCAGCUGAGGAGGCCGGAGAGAGAGAGAGAGAGAGCGGUGCUAGGCCUGGGACUGGCCGCGCUGGCCGGAGCGAUGUGAAGGGGAGAGAAGCGGCUCAUUCUCCGAGUUAACCUGAACGUCUGCCAACAUGGACAGCAACAGCUUCAUUCAGUUUGAUGUGCCAGAAUACAGCAGCACGGUUCUCAGCCAACUUAAUGAACUGCGCUUGCAAGGGAAGCUAUGUGACAUCAUCGUUCAUAUCCAGGGACAGCCGUUCAGAGCUCACAAAGCUGUGCUGGCCGCAAGCUCUCCGUAUUUCCGUGACCAUUCUGCACUAAGUACCAUGAGUGGCCUAUCUAUCUCCGUUAUCAAAAACCCUAACGUCUUCGAGCAGUUGCUUCUAUUUUGCUACACUGGAAGAAUGUCUCUGCAGCUAAAGGAUGUGGUGAGCUACUUGACGGCAGCAAGCUUCCUUCAAAUGCAAUGCGUGAUAGACAAGUGCACUCACAUUCUUGAGAGCAUUCACUCAAAAAUUAGCGUUGUUGGUGUCAAUUCAGCCGGUGGCGAAGAAGGUCAAAGUGGUCAGAAUGGCGUGAAAGAUGAUAGCUACUUUGCCAACCCAGGAGAGAUCUCCCCUCCUUACUGUGGACAAGUGCGGCAGUCCAUCAUAGGCAGCGACUUAAAAAUAGACUCCAUGACUAACAAAGCUCUACGGAAUCGUUCUCAAGAAGAGGGCCAUUCUGACCGGGGAAGCAGUGGGAGCAUUUCAGAGCAUGAGAUUCAAAUAGAAGGCGAUCAAGAACAUGUCGAUAUGACCCGGGAUAACCAAAUCACUGAAGUGAAAGUAAAAGCGGAGAAAUCAGACCGACCAAGCUGUUCUGAUAGCUCUUCUUUGGGUGAUGAUGGCUAUCACACAGAGCUGGUUGAUGGAGAGCAAGUGGUGGCGGUCAACGUAGGAGCCUAUGGGUCUGUACUGCAGCAUGCCUACUCAUUUCCCCAAGCUGCUUCCCAGUCUACCACCGUUUCAGAGCCCUACGGUACCAUUAGCAACUCAAGUCCUUCCAGAUCAAUGCUUAGUUGUUUCAGAGGAGGAAGAGCGCGCCAAAAAAGGGCUUCCCACUUAGGGAGUGACAUGCAAAAUGUGAUCCAAAGCUCAGAGAACGAGACCGUUGUGAGCACGCCAAGUUACGAAAGCAGUCCACGUGAACGAAGCACCAGAGGGUACUGGCACCCGUACAACGAGAGACUAAUAUGUAUUUACUGCGGCAAGACCUUCAACCAGAAAGGAAGUCUCGACCGACACAUGCGGCUGCACAUGGGAAUCACUCCGUUUGUGUGCAAGUUUUGCGGGAAAAAAUACACCCGUAAAGACCAACUAGAAUAUCAUAUUCGGGGCCACACAGAUGACAAGCCUUUCCGAUGUGAGGUGUGCGGGAAAUGCUUUCCUUUCCAAGGCACUUUGAAUCAACAUUUAAGGAAAAACCAUCCUGCUGUGGCUGAAGUUAGAAGCCGAAUGGAAUCUCCAGAACGAUCAGAAGGCUACGCGGAACAAAAUGAUGUUUCUGCUUCUGAAUCAAACCUGGACUCAAAUGUUGAGAUUCACACCGUGUCUACUACACCCGAUUAACACCAGAUAUGCCAAGGGCAUAAUGUAUAAAGCACACAUAUCACAUUAAUCAAUGCAUAUUUUUAAUAUUGGCUUAUUUGGUAAUAUAACUCUUUUAAGCAGAGGAUGCUUUCCUUCCAUAUAUUUUUUUUUUUUAUUUAUUUUUUUUUUGGGUGCAGGGUGGGCUGCCUCU